This is a messenger RNA of Puntigrus tetrazona (Sumatra barb), 1919 nucleotides long. RefSeq lists its product as uncharacterized. The transcript is spliced from 5 exons. The record is from RefSeq and is a predicted model, not a curated record. Lineage: Eukaryota; Metazoa; Chordata; Actinopteri; Cypriniformes; Cyprinidae. Bases 97 to 720 code for a protein of 207 amino acids.
ACACGCGCUACAAGAAAUCGCCUUUACUUUCGGUUUGAUUGGAUUUGUUUGUUCGCUUGAUUAAUUUCCAUUUUCCUCUGACUAGAAGAGUUGAACAUGAAGUCUGUCGUUUUGUGGAAGUUUUGGUCUGUUUUGGUCGCGCUUAUUGAUGUUUAUGUUGUCGGUGUAGAUGAAGUGUCGGUGAAGGAGGGGGAUUCAGUCACACUACCCACUGAUGUUACAGCAGACCAGCAUGAAACCAUUAAAUGGUUUGUUAAUGACACUAGAAUCGCUGAAAUCAGUACAGAUGUGAGAUGUACAGAUGUUCAGUGUAAUAAAGGCACCGAGAGAUUCAGAGACAGACUGGAGCUGGAUCCUCAGACUGGAUCUCUGACCAUCACGAACACCAGAACCACAGACUCUGGACUUUAUUUUCUAGAGUUCAUCAGCGUUGGUAGACACCGUGAAAAGACCUUCAACGUUACAGUUCAGGGUGCUCCUGCUGCAGAACGAGGUGAAAUUAAGGGAACAUCAGUGAAGGACGUAGAAUCUGGUCUCUCUUCAGCUGAAGUAGGAGGAAUUGUUGCUGGUGUCCUGUUGUUUGCCGCCGCCGUUUUUGGUGCUGUUUAUUAUCACAAGUGUCAUCAAAGAGGGCAAUAUAGAAUCAGGACACGGCGUGAUCAGGUGAGAUACUCUGAAUUUACAACAGAUUCUCGGUGCUCUGCUACUUCUUCAGUGUAACAUCAGGAGCAGAUCUUCAUAUUAGUGACAAGAAAAAUCUCCUCGGCAACUAACUAAAGUUACAUUUUUUUUGUAAAAAAUAUUUUUUUAUUUUUUUCCAUUUCCAUUGAUUGUAACUUAUUUUUAGGUUACAAAUGUUACUUUUUUUUUAAGGUUUUAGCUUAGUUAGCUGCCAUUACACCGGUCAGGUUUACGUGUCACCACUGAAGCAUAUCUUCACAGAUGAGACGAUUUCUGAAUUUUUACUAAUCCAGGUCUCCUGUACUUUUUGUAUUGUGUAACCGAAACUUCAAUCUCGUUAAUAUCUUUUAAACAGGUGACUUGUGUAACGUUCACCAUAAAUGACAGCCAAUAACAGUCUGCUAAGGAGCUGUCCCAUAUCGAAAAUCAAAUGUGAAUGGCAGGUCGACCCCAGGGAGUGAAAGGCACUGGAUACCGUAUUUUUGCGGUUACUGUAAAAGACAGUUACAUAUGUUUCAAAUGUGUAUGACUUUUUAAAUAUUUCAUCAAGAAAGCAUGUAAUUAAAUAUGAGAGGCAUAGCUUUUUAUUUGCCCACCAGCUACUAAAGUAUCAAACUAGUUAACAAGCAUUAACCGUUUCAAAUUAACUGAUUCGUUUUAAACUUUUUUUUUUCAGUAUUUUUCAAUUUUUUCUUUUAUUUGUAAAUGGACAGUGUUGAAUGUAGUUACACUGGUGUUAAGCUUUAAAAAAAAGUAUACAUUUUUAAAGGUUAUUUUUAUGGCUUUUUUAUUUUAUGUUGGUCAAAAUGUUGUCAUCUUCAUAGAGUUAGUAACUAUAGUAUUAAUUAAUAUUUAAACUAAUAUUUAAAUUUAAACUAUUAAUAUUUAAACUUGAAUUGUUGAUGAAAUGUGAUAAAUUAUGACCUGCAAUUUAGUUAUUAUAGUUAUUAUUUCAGUUUAGUUAUAAUUUUUUUAUAUUUAAUUUUUGCACAGAAUUCUGAGAAGGGAGGUCUACUUGGUUUUGGAAGAUAAGUAUAAACAGUAAAGAUUUAUUGAAUACGUAUUUAAUCAUUAAUAAAUAUUGAAUAACAUUAAUUUUAAAUUAUAAAUGCACACACCAUAUUGCCUCAAGUAUCUUUUAUAGCUUGGACUUUUCUGUUUUAAUUAUUAUAUUUUUUAUAUUGUAAGCUUUCAAUUUGUAUUUUUAAUGAAAAUAAACAAAAAAAAAUAUUGUAAUG